AUGGCAAUCACACUUGGCUCGAUAGUCGGGCGCAUAUUCGAGACGCUAUGUACGCUCCGAUUGGUACCGUCGAUACCUACACCGUUCGCGGAUCGUCUAGCUUGUCUGGAUGCAGCCGAGAGCUCGAUAGACAAUGAGAUGUACAGCACGCAAUCCUUCGACUGGUCGCGUUCGGGGCUCGAGCUGCUCAACCCGGCGCGCGUAGGCUACUUUAUGGACAAGCUUGAUCGUCUCGUCUCGUCUCUGGAUCGAUCACGAAACCAUACGAUUACGAUCGUCGAUCUGGGCUGUGGAGCUGGACUUGCCACUGAAGCGAUCCACGCUGCUAUCAUCCGGUCGGCGCGUGACAAGUGUUUGAUCAAACACACAGACUCUGCGCUCUUCGACGCCAAUGCAACCUACAAGCUGGUUGGGAUUGAUCGGUCGACACGCUCCAUCGAGACGGCUCGAGAGCGUGCGCGGUCGAAAUCGAUGCAGAUCGAAUACGUCGUAGGAGACAUCUACUCGUUGCCUUUCGCAGACGCUUCGAUCGAUGCCGUUAUCUGCUCGGACGUGCUCGAACACCUGUUCGAUCUGCCAGCAGCAUUCUCGUCCAUCUCUCGCGUCUUGAAGCCCGACGGUAUCAUGUGCUUCGACACCAUCAACCGCACAGCUACAUCGUACUACCUCACGAUUUGGAUACUGCAAGACGUGCUGCGCGCCAUGCAAGGCGAUGCUCACGACCACAGGAUGUACGUUACACCACACGAAGUACACACCGCCAUGCAGCGCAACCGCCUGAAACCUGGCCCAGCCACAGAUCUGGUCGGCAUGAGACCCGGCAUCAAUCUGCCACCUGUCGCCAUCUACCGGCUCAUAACCGGUGCAGGCUUCAUCAACAGCGUGCUGGCCCAAUUCCACUUGACCAAUGACCUGAGCAUUUCGUAUCUGCAUUGGUGUCGCAAGCUUCACCCGAACCACCAGCCGUUAGAUCCUGUACACUAG
Messenger RNA from Mycosarcoma maydis (corn smut), 984 nucleotides. RefSeq lists its product as uncharacterized. Bases 1 to 984 code for a protein of 327 amino acids. The record is from RefSeq and is a predicted model, not a curated record. Gene Ontology annotation, molecular function: S-adenosylmethionine-dependent methyltransferase activity. The transcript has a single exon. NCBI's taxonomy places the organism in Eukaryota, Fungi, Basidiomycota, Ustilaginomycetes, Ustilaginales.